Molecule: messenger RNA, 4996 nt
Organism: Xylaria bambusicola
Lineage: Eukaryota; Fungi; Ascomycota; Sordariomycetes; Xylariales; Xylariaceae
Exons: 3
Coding region: 1-4587 (1528 amino acids)
Biological process (GO): phospholipid translocation
Cellular component (GO): plasma membrane
Molecular function (GO): magnesium ion binding; ATPase-coupled intramembrane lipid carrier activity; ATP hydrolysis activity
Source: RefSeq, a predicted model, not a curated record
AUGGCGAAGGACGACAAGAACGACGAUUCGCUGGACAUUGCGCCAACGCGGUCAAGAUGGGCCACUCGCAAGCUCACCGUAAAGAGCAGCGGCGUCAAACGAAUCAACAUCAUGGAUAGGAUACACAAGAGGACCGAUUCGACAGAAAAAAAACGCGAGUCUGGAGGGUCUAGUCAAUCGGAUAACAGUCCAGGUAUCAUUAGCACGACGAUUCACGAGGAGCCCAGCAAUGAGACGGACGCCAAUAGCACCACGACUUCAGAAGACGAAGGCGAGGGGAGGACCCUGUUUUUCAAUCUACCAUUGCCAGAAAGUUUUAAGGACGAGGAAGGCAACCCCUCCCAAAUAUAUACGAGAAACAAGAUCAGGACAGCCAAGUAUACGCCUUUGUCUUUCAUCCCCAAAAACAUCUGGUUCCAAUUCCAUCAAAUUGCCAACAUAUUUUUCUUAUUCAACGUUAUCCUAAUAUUUUUCCCUAUUUUCGGAGGAGUAAAUCCUGGCGUCAACGCGAUACCUCUGAUCUUCAUUAUUACUGUCACGGCUAUCAAAGACGGCAUUGAAGAUUACCGGCGAACGGUACUCGACAAUGAGCUCAACAACGCCGCUGUACAUCGACUCGUCGGCUGGGAGAAUGUCAAUGUCGCGGACGACAAUGUUUCUACAUGGCGGAGGAUCAAAAAGGCCACCUCGAGAUUCAUGGGUUUGUUAUGGGAUGCUAUUAAGAGUUUAUGGACGAAAGACUCAGAUUCGGAUGUGGGAAGUAAAACCGCGUCCAAUCCCCGAUUCUCGAUCGAGACAAAAGGAAAUCGAAAGUCAGUCGCCUCGGCUUUCGAAGAUAUACAGAUGACCCCAGUGUCCUCACCAUUGCCACCCCAAGGAACGUCCACCGUGAAUCCUAUGGAACACGACGCUCUUGCACGCGAGAAGGGCGAUCUGAUCAACCAUGACCUAGAGAUUAGCGGCCAAGCAAGAUUCCACAAGGAUAUGUGGAAGAAUCUUCAAGUUGGCGAUUUUGUCCGACUUUAUAAUGAUGAUGAACUGCCCGCAGAUGUCAUUGUUUUAGCCACAUCAGAUACCGACGGUGCUUGUUACGUCGAGACGAAGAAUCUGGAUGGCGAGACUAACCUUAAGGUCCGCCAGGCUCUCCGUUGUGGGCGAACCUUAAAACAUGCCAGAGAUUGCGAGCGAGCUCAAUUUUCAAUCGAAAGCGAAGCCCCACAGGCCAAUCUGUACAAGUACACCGCAGCCAUCAAGUGGCAGCAAAAUUUCCCGGGAAUUGGAUCGAGAGAAAUGCAAGAGCCAAUUACGAUUGACAACUUACUCCUCAGAGGUUGCAACUUGAGAAAUACUGAUUGGGUUCUCGGCCUUGUCGUUUUUACAGGUCAUGAUACCAAGAUUAUGAUGAAUGCUGGAGCAACUCCUAGCAAGAGAGCGCGCAUCGCUCGCGAACUGAACAGCGAAGUGCUGUACAAUUUUGGCAUUCUAUUUGGUAUCUGCUUGUUGAGUGCUAUUGUCAAUGGUGCAUCCUGGGCCAAAACCGAUGCAUCAUCAGCUUGGUUUGACUAUGGUGCAAUUGGUGGAACUCCUGCAAUGACCGGCUUCAUAACAUUUUUUGCCGCCCUCAUUGUCUUCCAGAACUUGAUUCCAAUCUCGUUGUACAUCUCCCUUGAAAUUGUCCGUACACUCCAAGCUAUUUUCAUAUAUAGCGACGUGGAAAUGUACUACGAACCGAUCGACUACCCCUGCGUCCCUAAAUCCUGGAAUAUCUCGGAUGAUUUGGGCCAAAUCGAGUAUAUAUUUUCCGACAAGACCGGCACGCUUACUCAAAAUGUUAUGGAGUUCAAGAAGGUUACUAUCAACGGACAGCCCUAUGGAGAGGCUUAUACAGAAGCGCAAGCCGGCAUGCGAAAGCGUUUAGGUGUUGACGUGGUGAAGGAAGCCGCUGAGGCUAGGCAGCAAAUCGCCCACUGCAAGGUUCAAGCUCUUGACGGCCUCCGCAAGAUUCACGAUAACCCUUACCUGCAUGAUGAAGACGUGACGUUCAUAGCGCCAGACUUUGUCGACGAUCUUCGAGGUGAACAUGGGGAUGAACAGCGAGACGCAAAUGCUCAUUUCAUGCUGGCUCUUGCACUCUGCCACACCGUCAUUGCCGAACACGUCCCUGGGGAAAAACCAAAGAUCGAAUUCAAGGCUCAGUCUCCAGAUGAAGCUGCACUAGUUGCAACGGCACGCGACAUGGGCUUUACGGUUCUCGGCUCCACAUCCGAGGGAAUUAGAUUAAACGUCAUGGGCGAAGAAAUUCAUUAUACCAUUCUCAACACCAUCGAAUUCAACUCAAGCCGAAAGCGAAUGAGCGCGAUUAUCAGAAUGCCUGAUGGGCGUAUCAUUCUGUUCUGUAAAGGCGCCGACAGCAUCAUUUACUCUCGGCUCACGCGCGGUGAGCAGGCAGAGCUGCGUAAGACCACAGCUGAGCACCUAGAGUUGUUCGCGCGUGAGGGUCUACGUACCCUCUGUAUAGCACAACGUAUACUUUCCGAGCAGGAAUAUCUUGAUUGGCGCAAAGAACACGAUAAAGCUGCUUCUUCGAUGCAAGACCGGGAAGAAAAGCUAGAGGAAGUUGCUGAUAAGAUCGAACAGAACCUCACUCUACUGGGCGGCACAGCUAUCGAAGAUCGCCUACAAGAUGGCGUACCUGAUACAAUCGAGGUACUUGGACAGGCUGGUAUUAAACUUUGGGUACUUACAGGUGAUAAGGUUGAGACCGCCAUCAACAUCGGGUUCUCUUGUAAUCUGCUCAACAAUGACAUGGAACUCAUUACUCUAAAGGUCGUUGAAGAUGAAUCUGGUCAAACAGAUACUGAAAAGUUCAUCCGUGAGCUUGACGCAGAGAUCACGGAAAGGCUCAGGCAUUUCAAUCUAACGGGAGAUGACGAAGAUCUCAAGCACGCGCGCAUGGACCACGGAGCCCCUUCACCUAGGCAUGCACUGGUUAUCGACGGGUUCACGCUUAAGUGGGUUCUCGAUGAGAGGUUGAAACAAAAAUUCUUGAUAUUGUGCAAACAGUGCGCUUCUGUUCUUUGCUGCCGCGUCAGUCCCGCUCAGAAAGCCGCGGUCGUAUCAAUGGUCAAGAAUAGCUUGGAUGUUAUGACGCUUUCAAUCGGCGAUGGUGCUAAUGAUGUUGCCAUGAUUCAAGAGGCAGACGUUGGUGUCGGAAUUGCUGGUGUCGAAGGUCGUCAAGCCGUCAUGUCUGCCGAUUAUGCUAUUGGCCAAUUCCGCUUCCUCCAGCGGCUAGUUUUAGUACAUGGUCGAUGGUCAUAUCGAAGAAUGGCCGAGGCAAUUGCCAAUUUCUUCUACAAAAACAUGAUCUGGACUUUCACCAUUUUCUGGUAUCAGAUUUGGUGCAACUACGACAUCACCUAUCUCUUCGAGUACACGUACAUCAUCUUGUUCAAUCUCAUUUUCACAUCCGUCCCACCCAUCGUUAUUGGCGUCCUUGACCAGGAUGUUUCCGAUUCUGUGUCACUUGCUGUUCCACAACUCUAUCGGCGCGGUAUCGAGCGCUUGGAGUGGACAAAGCAAAAAUUCUGGACAUACAUGGCAGACGGUCUUUAUCAAAGUGUCAUAACAUUCUUCAUACCCUACCUCGUAGUUGCUAACACCACAACGAUUGCUGAUAGUGGUAGAGAUGUGAUUGAGCGCCAGCGGCUUGGUGCCUAUAUUGCGCACCCUGCAGUUAUCACGAUCAAUCUUUACAUCCUCAUUAAUACAUAUACCUGGGACUGGCUAACAGUCUUGAUCAUUGCUAUCAGCGAUCUCCUCAUCUUCUUCUGGACGGGUGUUUAUACAUCGGCAGAUGCUGGCUUUGCAUCGACCUUCUAUGGCACAGCGGCUCAAAUCUACAGCGAGCUGUCAUUCUGGAUUGUCCUGUUCCUCACACCUCUCAUCUGCAUUGCGCCACGCUAUGCUAGUAAGGCUUUGCAAAAGGUUUUCUGGCCAUACGACGUAGAUAUUAUUCGAGAACAGGUGUCUGCGGGUAAGUUCGACAGAGUGGCGAAGAGAGAAGAUCAGCACAGCUCGCACGAUGCGAAGGAAAGUUUAUCUAGCUCCUCUGGCUCCUCCCGUCGCAAGCACCAACCACAACAAAGUAUUGAUGAAGACCUUCGCCCCAUCUAUCCGCCAUCCAUCGCGGCUACUUCUGUUGCUGGUCACGGCCCUCGAAGCCAAAGGGGUAGCGACGGAACGAAUUAUACCCGGCAUGAUCUAUCGAUGGAAACACCCGUUAACCAGCCGGCCGACCUGCCGGAUGUCCCUAUCCGUCCAUCCGUUGAUCGUGUGCGACCAUCAUAUGAUCGGAUGCGGGCGUCAAUGGAUCGGAUGGAUCGAAAUGUUCGUGCCAGUUUUGAAGCAUCGAACGACUUUACCAGUGCAGCCAUGUUAAGCCGUUUCGAAUCCACACGAUCAGUGCCACCAGAACCUGAAGGCAGUGGCAUAGUCAACAAGAUUCGAAGGCGCACGCGUGGGAAGUCUUUCAAAUCAGCCUUCGCAUUCCAUAAAGACCAGAACAAUCACAUCCAAGAACAUGAAUAAUACAUAUGCUCUUGAGCGACUAACUGAACUAUUUGGGGCCAAGGAUUGUCGUUGUCGCCUCGGCCCAUUCUUUUCAUCUCAAAUGAUAAACUAUGCUCCCAGCACUCCACGAUCUGCAACGAGCAAUCUAUGAUACCUAAAGGCAUGACUGGUUUGCCAGACACCAACUAUAGCGCAUACUACUUCAACGCGUCUUUAGCUGUUUUUCUGGAAUUGGCGUUGGCGUCUUUGUUUUGGUGCAUAUUAUUGGCGCAGCCACUGUACGAGGAGACGAUGAAAGUCACAAUAUUUCCAACCUCUAUCCUCACUUUUGCACCCUUUUUUGUUCUGUUUUGGAACUAGACUUUUCUACUGCACCCCAUCACGUAUAUUUACAUUAUGGCCACUUCUCGAUGCUGGGAUUGUUUCG